AUGUCAGAAGAAGAUGAAAAGUUAAUGCCACCUCCUUCGCUACCUGUGAAGGCAACGAAUGGGAAUGAUAGUAGCAAAUUGAUGCCACCUCCACCGCCACCACCUGGAUUCUCUAAUCAGAAGAUUGGUGAUAGUAAUCUUAUGCCACCACCACCAUCAAUACCAACCAAACAACAACAACAACAACAACAACAGAAAGAGAAAGAACAACAACCAUUACCACCGAUGCCAGACUUGAUCUAUAAAGCACCUGAAUGGAGUUGUGAUCCUACGGUGAACUAUCAAUUGGAAGUCAUCAAGAGUGGAACGAUACUCGAGGUUUUAGAUAUCUUUACGAAGCAACAUUACUUGGUUGGAAGACUACCUAUUUGUGAUAUAAUGAUGGAUCAUCCUAGAUGUCCUCCUAACACUCAUAAUCCUCUGAGGAGUGGUGAUGUCCUUAGAUUUGGUGAAUCAACAAGAUUGUAUGUCAUAGUUGGUGGUCAAGUAAUGGAGAGUGACGAUAGAUUAGAAUUAGAGAAACAAAAACAGAAACAACAACAACAACAAGAUUCAACUACCACUGAUAAAUCAAAGGCAUUCAUUCAGCUGUUUACAUCAUCAUCAAAGAGAAAUACAGAUCAACAAAAAGAGAUUAGAGAGUUGAGAAAUCAUGGCUGGGGACAAGAUGAUAGAUAUGAUGCUAAAGAAGAGUAUGAUGACGAUGAUAAUAAUAAUAAUAGUAGUAAAGAUGAAUUAGAUAAUAAUGUAAAUAAUGCUAAGGUUGUGAAUGGUGAACAACAACAACAAGAUGAUGAUGAUUCAGACAUAGAGAAUGAUGAAUUCUAUAAUAGAACAGAUCAAUUAAAAGAUAAAUGGAUGAAAGAUAUAAAGAAUGAAAGUUAUCAGAGUAUAUUGGAGAGAAAGGAUUUGCUGUUAAAGGAGAAAGAUGAUAUUGUACAGAGAUUUAAAGAGGUUACUACACAACAAAAGAAAGACAACGAUAAACAACAAGAUGAUGAAGAUGAAUUGGAUAAGUUCAUGCAACAAAACGAUGAAUCAUUAAAGAAGACAACGCAACAAGAGCUAACCAGUAAGAUGAUAGAAACCGACAAAAAACUAGCAUACAUUGAACAGAUUUUAAGAAAGAUACCAGAGUAUAGAAAGAAAUUACAACAAGAGAAAUUACAACAACAACAACAACAAAAACAAAAACAGCAACAACAAGAUAAUAAUAAUAAUAAUAAUAGUAAUCAAAUAUCAACUUCAAUAACAUCUUCAAGUACAAUAUCAACAGAAGCAACACAAUCAACAACAACAACAAAAUUAGAUAUAUUUAAUAAUGGUCUUGAAGAAAAAGAAGAUAAACCAAGAGAAUUAAUAACAUUAAGUGAUGAUAUUCCACAAGAGUAUCUAUCGAAAUCACCUGUUGUUACUAGUAAAAAGAGAGUGGUUGACUCUACACCUAAUGAAACAGCAGCAGAAAGAUCAAAAAGAAUAAGAGAUGAUUUAAAACAAAAACAAGAAGAGGAAUUCGUUGAUUUAAUCGAACGUGAAAAUCAAAUGAAUCAACAAUCAAAUAAAUAUGGUUAUUAA
Heterostelium album PN500 is the source of this 1575-nucleotide messenger RNA. RefSeq lists its product as uncharacterized. The record is from RefSeq and is a predicted model, not a curated record. Gene Ontology annotation, molecular function: protein binding. Bases 1 to 1575 code for a protein of 524 amino acids. The transcript has 2 exons. NCBI's taxonomy places the organism in Eukaryota, Evosea, Eumycetozoa, Acytosteliales, Acytosteliaceae.